Molecule: messenger RNA, 4410 nt
Organism: Anopheles moucheti
Lineage: Eukaryota; Metazoa; Arthropoda; Insecta; Diptera; Culicidae
Exons: 6
Coding region: 1-4284 (1427 amino acids)
Biological process (GO): response to oxidative stress
Molecular function (GO): heme binding; peroxidase activity
Source: RefSeq, a predicted model, not a curated record
AUGGCCAUAGAAAUCUCCCCAGAAGCGGACUUCAAUCUCGCGCAACAGCAAAAGUUAUUGAACAAUACGGAAAGCUUCGAUAAUCUUGAUCUUCCACGUCCGAUCAGCACAGUUCCAACGGAUGAUAAUACAACCGAACCCGAUACCUUCAUAAUAUCACCGCGACGACAUAAAACACGUCGAAAAGGGACUACUGCUGCAGGCAGUGCGCAUCGCAGCAAGCCGAAAAAACGAAAAAAUGUCAUGCAGAUGGCAUUACAGUCAGCCGCACGGAAGGGACUGGAAGCGAUGAUCGAGCUGUACGAUCGCGCUGAACCAAAUCUACUGAAACGAGGCGCCAUUUUGGAUACGAAUGAUCCGGGAGCAUUGUUGGCACAGUUCAGUGCUUCCAACCAAACGGAAAUGGAUGCCAAAGCUGCGUACGCAACACUUGUCGCUGCAAAAACAUUCAAAGAAAGCACCAACGUCGAGUAUGUGGCCAUCGGUCGACAAGCGCCGCCGAAAAUUUCACUGAAGAAAACACCGCUCGAGAAGUUGUGUCCGUCGCGGGACGCGCCACGCUGUGUCCCUGCCAGCCUGCGCUAUAGAACGCACGAUGGAACGUGCAAUAACGCCCGCAGGCCACGCUGGGGAUCGGCACAGAUGCCCUUUCAUCGGUUCCUGGCUCCCGAGUAUCAAGAUGGUGUUGAAGGCAUACGUCGAUCCGUUACUGGUGCAACGUUACCAUCGGCUAGAUUCGUCAGCCUCGUGGUGCAUGGUUCCCGCAAUGAAGAAGCCCCGGUGACGAUGAUGUUGGCCCUUUGGGGACAGCUGAUUGACCACGACGUGACGGCCACGGCCCAGCCGCGCAGCAUUAACGGUUCCACGCCCCGAUGUUGCAACGGAGGCGAAGAAAGCACCCAUCCCUCCUGUUUGCCGAUCAAAGUUCCGCACGACGACCCUUGGCUGUCGCAUCUAGGCGUGCGCUGUUUGGAGUUUCUCCGGUCGGCACCGGCGCAACGCCGCGACUGUCUGCUCUCGUGGCGGGAACAAACAAACCAGGCCACCUCCUUCCUGGACGCAUCACCGAUCUACUCGAGCAAUCCGCGAUCGUCGGACAAUGCGCGGAUCUUUCGUAACGGGCUGCUGCUGUUUGGCCGUGGUCCACCGCACGAGGACGUCUGCUUUCGGGCGGCCCUAGCGAACCAGUGCAUACGGCCCGGCGACAGUCGGAGCGGUGAGCAACCGGGACUGCUUAUGAUGCACAUGAUAUGGGUGAACGAACACAAUCAGAUCGCGACGCGCCUCUCCGACAUAAACCCCCACUGGAGCGAUGAGAAAGUGUACCAGGAAACGCGGCGCAUCGUGGGCGCCCUUUUCCAGCACAUUACCUACCGGGAGUUUUUGCCGCUGGUGCUGGGCAAGGAGGUGUGUCGGCUGUUCGACUUGGAGCUGGAAACGAGCGGCUACUACCGGAACUACGAUGCUAACGUGAACCCUACCAUAGCGAACGAGUUCUCGGCCGCUGCAUUCCGUUUCGGCCAUUCGCUAAUUCAGAGCACGUACAUGCGGACCGACCGGCACCACCGGUUCAUUGCGAACAAUGUCAGCCUGCACGAGGACACGUCCGAAGGUGACUUUGGAGGUCCGGGUUCGUUGCACCGAUUGCUGCGUGGUAUGGUCAACCAGAGGGCACUGAAGCGCGACGAGUUCAUCACGGCCGAGCUGACAAAUCAUCUGUUCCAAACGAAAAGUUUUCCGUUCGGGCUCGAUUUGGCUGCGAUCAACAUUCAGCGGGGCCGUGAUCAUGGGCUUCCAGCGUACGUCAAUUGGCGUGGUCCGUGCGGUCUGUCGUCGGUGAAAGAUUGGUCCGAUGUGGAACGCAUCAUGGGUCCAGCGUCGGCGAAUCGUCUACAGAAGGCCUAUCGUACCGUUGACGACAUUGACUUGUUUGUCGGCGGUCUAGCGGAACGUCCGGUGGUGGGUGGAAUCGUAGGUCCCACCUUCUCGUGCAUCAUUGCUCAACAGUUCAGCAAUUUGCGGAAAGGCGAUCGGUUUUGGUACGAAAAUCCGGGCUUCGAAUCAUCCUUUACGCCUGCCCAGCUCGAAUCGAUUCGACAGGUAGCGUUCUCGCAGGUACUUUGCCGUGCACUGGGCGGUGGCGGAACACUGCAACCAUUCGUGUUUCUUCCGUCGGACUUUGGCCAGAACGAACGACUUCCGUGUGAAUCGCGACUUAUGGCACCCGUCGACCUGACGCCGUGGAAAGAACGCGACCCAUUCAACAACGACACCGGUGACGAAGACGAGGACGAGGAAGACGAAGACGAUGACGAGACGGUGCCGGCCAACGGUGCAAUACCUACAGCCGACCAAGACACUGCACAAUCUGCGACAUUUUCCACAACAACGACCACUACACGACGUCCCUCUUUGGUACCAGUAACGACUUCAAGUAACGUCAUCAAUAAAGUGGACCUCAUAACGAACGGCAACACUGGUGUGCAACCGAACCGACAGAGACCACCGUCUUCGACGUUGACCGUUGGCCCAACAGUUGUUGUGAGCAACAAAGUUGACCUGACACCGACAUCCAAUAGACCACCGCUGCCCAGUGGACAGUUUUCGACCGCGACUAUCAUAGACCACAAACUGGACCUUAAGGUAACUACAAAACCUACCCAGAAACGCAAACCUACGCGCAAAACGACUACCAAGAAACGACCUACACCGUCAGCGACCAGACCGCUAGUGAGCAAUAACUUGGACUUCUCCGCGUCACGUAAUGCAAACGGCACGAACGAAGACUCAACCGACCGACCGCAAACACUUGUACGUACGAGACGGACAUCGAGCAUAGCCAGCGAUCGGGACGGACGUUACGGGUACUACCAAACAUCUCCUCCGCCGCCUGAUUACAAUGACUACGACGAGGAUUACAAUACGGACUAUGAUCCUCCUCCACCGUACUUUGCCUAUGGCUAUCAUCGGCCAACUACUACAACGACUACAACGCAAUCACCACCGUACGGGUAUUACCCUCCGUAUGGGGGAGGGUACUACGCGGCCCAACCGACGCCACCUCCUCCUCCUCCUUCUCCACCACCAAACCCAUACUUCGACACCCGACGACCGAUACGUACAACGACACCGCGACGAAGACUCUCGGACAAACUUACCCUGAACGCCGACCUACCAUCGCAACACGCGUCGCAGCGACCCCGGACAUCGACGUUUAGACCACCGACCGACACUAACUUUCACAAGACACCUUCCAAUAAACCAUUCAAACAACCUUCUCUCGCACAAACUUCUGUCUUCUCUGUAGACUUCAAAAGCCUUCCCACUGGAAGUCGUAGCCUCCUAUCUACUAACAGUAAUAGAACUCUAUCUCCUGUUAUCUCCGCAACCACUACUACUGGUAACACUACUUCCGUUUCCAAUGGAUCGUCUGUCGCUCUGACAGCUACUCGAACCGCUUUUCCUACUUCUGGGGAUCUUCCUAUGAAACUUUCGGAGUCUUUCUCUGUCUACGACUACGGCAAUGACUACGACGAUACCGUACCGCAUCCUAGUCGACAGACAGUAACGCACGCGGACACUGAGGGUGACCGACUACAGGUACUUCCAUUAGACGAACACGACGGCUAUCUACGACCGGAACAAACACAUUAUGAACCGCUUGUACGCCAAUCCGUAAUCAGCGCGGAUCUUACUUAUCGAGACUAUUGGACGAAGGAAAGAACGAACACUAGGAAUUAUACUGACUACUUGACUGCAGGAACUUUGCGACCUCUGUACCACGACCUUGGACAAGAUCACCGUUAUGCACCUGGACAUGACAAACAGCUACUACUAGAUGAGUACUCGGACAAGUUCGUGGGACUAUUACUAAACGGUGAAAAUCGCGACGAUACGACUCCGGACAAGAACGAUCGACCAACAGUGACCCUGCGGAACCGUAACAGAUCGAGAAUGAUUGACUCCGACCGGACGCAUAAAGACACGCGCUACCCAACUGAACAACGUUCUAUCCGAGACGACAUAAGCAAAGACAGAACAACGGUAACCAAACUCAAAAACAAACGACCGAUCAACAAUAGACCGAAGACGUCCACCAAAAACCCGAGUGCUAUUUCUUUGGUACCGUUUGUACUACUAACAAGCAUUGACAGACCGGACAAUUGGGUAAUGUACCAUUCCAAACCAUCAAAACAUCGAAAACCGCCGGUGACCGUGCCACUGCUGAAGAGUGACACAAUUUCGCUUAGCGAGUUGCCAAAACCGAUGGCCGAUCCGGACUGAAGUCACAUUCGGCUGAGUUUGUGUUCCAAUUUACAAUGCAUUUCCAUGACUACUGCACUGCAUACCUUACAUUAUCAUCAUAUGACUAUUUAUUUAUUCCACAACAUAAAAUAAAAUUUUAUUGAA